CCCGCGGCUGGGCGGAGGGAGGCGCGCCCUGCACCGCACCGCCCCCGCCCCGCGCCCGCCGCCCCUCCGCGCUCCAAGUGGGUGCACUAGCUGAAAGUUAAAAAAAAGCAGCAAAACACCCCAAACCCCCUCAGACCCGGCCGGAGGGGGACGGCGGUGGUGAGGCAGGAGCGAGUGUCUCGGGCAGUCACCAUGAAGAGCAAUAAGGAUAAAGUGGGAAAGCCCAGCAGCAAAGACUGAAGACUUUGGACGAGCUAAUGCCUAGAUGUAACUGUGGCAGGCCUGGUAGUGCAGCAUGAUUAGGAUGAGGAGGAAGAUACUUUGGGCAUCUUGCUUCUGCUUUGCAGCUGUCUUUUUCCUUGUGCUGACACUCCAGGUUAUCACCGAACUGGGCAAUUCAGAGAAUAAGGUGUCAGUAAUCUCCAGUUUACACAGCAGCAGCCCAUUUAAGCCUGGGGAGAGACAUGCUUUUCAGUUUAAGAAGCAGGAACUUCACAGCAGCUUCAAGACAGAGUCUGAUGUAAAACACUAUCCUGUCCUGCUCUGGUGGUCUCCCCUGACUGGAGAGACAGGGAGAUUCAGUCAGUGUGGAGAGGAUGUUUGCUUCUUUACUAUAAACAAGACCUACCAGCACAAUCAGAUGACAAGAGCAUUUCUGUUCUAUGGUACUGACUUCAGUAUAGACAGUUUACCUCUGCCUCGUAAAGAAUAUCAUGACUGGGCCCUUUUCCAUGAAGAGUCACCGAAAAACAACUACAAACUCUUCCACGAAGCAGCCAUCACCUUAUUCAACCACACUGCAACAUUUAGCCGCCACUCUCACCUGCCACUGACCACUCAGUAUCUUGAGGGUGUGGAGGUCCUGAAGUCAUUGAGGUUCAUGAUCCCCCUGCAGAUGAAAAACAGCCUGAGGAAAAGGCUUGCACCGCUUGUGUACGUGCAGUCUGACUGCAACCCCCCUUCUGACCGGGACAGCUAUGUGCGUGAGCUGAUGUGCCACAUUGAAGUGGACUCUUACGGGGAAUGUUUGCAUAAUAGAGACCUUCCUCAGCAUCUCAGAAAUCCUGCUGCCAUGGAUGAUGGAAACUUUUUAAAAAUACUGGCACAGUACAAGUUCAUUCUUGCUUUUGAAAAUGCUGUCUGUGAAGAUUACAUCACUGAAAAACUCUGGCGGCCGCUGAAGUUGGGAGUGGUGCCAGUGUACUUUGGGUCUCCCAGCAUUGUAGACUGGCUUCCUAGUAACAAGAGUGCAAUCCUGGUGUCGAGUUUUUCACACCCUCGGGAUCUGGCUCGCUAUAUCAAAACACUGGAUGCAAAUGAUGAAGAAUAUGAGUCCUACCUACAAUGGAAACUGAAAGGGGACAUUUCCAACCCAAGACUGCUUAGAACAAUGAAGGAGCGCAAGUGGGGAGUGCAAGAUGUCACCCAGGACAAUUACAUUGACACCUUUGAGUGCAUGGUUUGUAACAGAGUGUGGGAAAACAUCAGACGGAAAGAAAAGGGAUGGCUGCCCCAGAGGUGGCAGGCUCAGGUUAAUCAUCUGAGCUGCCCCAAACCAGAGGCAUUCUGGUUCUCAUCGUCAAACCCUGGCUGGAUUUCUCUCCAAAAGAUGUGGAUACCAAGCUUCGAGCAAUCCAAGAAAGAAGCCUGGGCACUGAGGCACCUGGUGGAAAGGAACAAGAAUUUCACAGCUGAAGAAUUUUGGAUGCUUGUAUUCAAAGAAUAAACACAAUGGACCUGUAAAAUAGAGUGACUGCCUCAGAGGAGUUCUGUGGAAUUUUCUUUUGCAGGUGACAUUAUCACUUAGGAUUAGUAGCCAUGGGAAGUAGACCUGUGAGACUGAAUUUAGUAUGUUCAGUGCUCAAGGGGCUCUGAGAAACGCUAAACAGUCAAAUUAUUCUGCCAGGUAAUAUAUGCACAUAUAUAUGCAUAUAUUUUUAUUUAGAAUGAUUUCCAUUAAUUGUCAUUUGUUCAGCUGUUUUGGCAUUAAGGUCCUGGUUGUCGGGAUUCUCAAAGCCCAGAUUUAAGCACACAGCUAAUUACCCUGAAGCAGAUGGCUCUCUCUUCAUCUUUAGAUACAUACCUGCUUGGUCUCAAGACCCCUUUUUCCCCAGUCCAGGACCCUCCUUUGCUCUAUUGCAGAGCAGCUGACACCAUUGCGCAGGUACAGCUUCUGUGCUGUUUUGGAGGUAGACUGAAAACUUGGGACUGUGUCCCUGGCUUGCUGUUUAUGAUCAAAUUUCCUGGCAUCAGCAGAUUUAAGCAGGGACUUGGCGGGCUUUGUGUCCUGACACUGAGUGCCAAUGUAAUGUACAUUAGUGGUUGGCACGAGGAAGCACCAUCUGUUAGUGUCCAGGGACAGAUUGAAUGAAAACGUGCUGGCUCAGAUUUACCCACCAUCUUUUGCUAAAAAUAAGCAGAGCACAUGAGUAUUGCUACUGCCCAGGAAUAGGUUGGCUUAGAUCUGACUUAUCUUCUUGCCUUUCUGAUGAUGUAUUUGUAUUCUGAUGGUCGUAUUUGUAUAAUAUAUAAACAUGAAAUGAUAUGAUUAAAAGGGCAGGGAUAA
This is a messenger RNA of Motacilla alba alba, 2566 nucleotides long. It is a transcript of the gene POFUT3, whose product is annotated as fucosyltransferase 10. Gene Ontology annotation, cellular component: Golgi membrane. The transcript is spliced from 5 exons. The coding region runs from base 296 to 1726 and encodes 476 amino acids. NCBI's taxonomy places the organism in Eukaryota, Metazoa, Chordata, Aves, Passeriformes, Motacillidae. The record is from RefSeq and is a predicted model, not a curated record. Gene Ontology annotation, molecular function: alpha-(1->3)-fucosyltransferase activity.